AUGCGCGAUUCCGGCUCGGAACCCGACCCGGCCGUGUCGAGGGGAUGGUCGUCGGCAAGUCCGGAAAGCGAGAGCACGGAGCUUGGUUCCGACUGCACGCCUUGCUCGAAUGAGGGGUCCCUUGUAGGGGAGGAAGAGUAUGAGGAGGAGGAGAAUACAAGUUCAAACGCCAUCCAACUGGCUGAUGAUGCCAUGAAUUCCGCCGAGUUUCACCAAUCCGACGUCCAGGGGUUGACUUUGCGAUGUUGGGAUUUUGGAGGGCAGCCAGAGUACGAGAUUGCCCACGAAUUGUUUAUCUCCCCGCGUUCCAUUUUGAUGCUCGUCUUCGACCUCCGUCGUUUUGAAGACGACAACACGCGCGACGCAGAGGUGCGGGAAUUGUGCCACUGGUUUCAGAUCCUGUUCGCUAUUACCGCGGAGGAAGACGUGAAGAGCACAGCAGAGUCGUUGCUCGUCGUUGGCACAAGGAGGGACAUGUGCAAGCAUUCCGAAAACGUGCCCGAUUACUUUCAAAAGUUGAAGGAAGAGCUGACGGAAUUGCUCGACCCCGGAUUGACCAAGAGUCUCAAUUUGUUCGAGAUCCCUUGCUUUGCGAUUGAGAAUAGCAAGGCAAAGAAGAGUCCGCAAAAAUCUGGGCUCAUGGCCAUUGAGGCACAUCUGGAUUCCGUCGCGAAAAAGAUCAUCCAGCGCAGCAAAGAAGUGCCUUUGCGGUGGCUUGCUUUCCUCGAGAGUCUCCGCACGGAUGAGAUGUUGCCGGGAAUCUUUGUCAAGCAUGACAAAAUCAUGGAUCGCAUGGGUGGCCUUCAUUUCCCACCGACGGAUAUCGAUCGCAUCAAGGAACUCAAGGCGAUGCUUCUCUACUUUCGUGACUUGGGCGAAGUUGUGGUGUUUGAUUUGUCCCGCCUGACAUUGACAGCCUCGUCUGAAGACUUUGUCGUCUUUAUCCAUCCGGAGAAGAUAUUACAAGCGUUAAAAGUGAUUGUGGCCCCAAAACGAGUGCGGUGUGAAGGGCUGCUCGGCCGGAAGGAACGGGAGCGUAUGCAUCUCGGCCUGCUGACUCACAGGGUCCUGGAGAAAAAGUGGAGGGGAUUGGAAGGGCUCUCGGAGGCGAGCGAUCGCGACGUGCUAGUGGAGUUGCUCGUGAGUAUGGAUUUGUUUGUCAAACUCGAUCGGAACACACUAGGCGUGCCGGCGUUGCUAAAAAGCGGAUGGGAGACGUGGGGAUGGAUUGAAGCUGGAUCAGACCGAAAGGAGGUGGCGGCGGUGACGACGUUUGAAAACUUUGUGCCGUUUGGGCUGAUCGGAAGGUUGAUUGCUCGCAUGUAUCGGACGAUCGGAACAGAGAAUACCGACGUGCAGUAUGUGCGGUCGAAUGCAGUUCUGUUGACGAUGGGGUCGGACGUGACGCAAGUGUUCAUGGGGUUCGACAACACGGCGCGCGAAUUGCAUUGGAAGGUUCGUGCCGACUCGCACAAUUUUCAACUGCUCGGGCGGUGCCUGACGGUGUUCGAGGCGCACAUGCGGGAGCGGAUCAACAUGCAGAUGUGCGGGUUCCGGCACCACUUUGUGACCGAUUGCCCAAAGGGCUGCAACAAGAUGAAGUUCCGUCUCAUGUUCGACAUCCCGUCGCUCGCCAAGCACCGACAAACCGAGGAGGGGGACGUGGAAGUGGCAUGGUGGGACGUGAUGGAUCUGGACGUAGAGAGCGUGUCGCGGUUGUGCAAGCCAGCGCUGUGCCGCAACGGAAACUGCGCCAACGUGUUCCGGUACACCGACGCGAUGACGAUCAGCGUGCCGUCCAACAAGCCUGGGGCGGUGCGGACGGGGGUACCCGACCAGUACGCGGCGUUCAUCAGCCACGCGGGGACAGACAAGGAGUGGGCCGUGUACCUGGCCGAGGCGCUGGAGCGCAAGUGUCUGCGGACAUUUGUGGACCGUCUGGAGCUGAUCUGCUCGUCGGAGACGGGCGACGAGCUGAUGGAGAAGGCGAUCCAGACGGCGCGCGUCGGGGUGUUCAUCACCUCGCCCGAGUUCUUCGCGCGGCGAUACACGAUGCACGAGAUGCGCACGUUUCUCAGGCGCAACGAGACGUCGGACGCGAACGAGAAGGUGGUGAUUUACCCCAUCUUUCACCGGCUGUCGUACAACGAGGCGUCGUCGGGCGACCUGGCCUCGCACGAGCAGUAUGCGCCGCUCUUCCGCGAGGAGGGCUUCUUCACGGAGAAGCGGCAGGACGCGUGCUCGACGCAGGAGGCGCUCGCGGCCAUGCAGAGAAUGUCGCGCUACCCAGGGCUCGAGAAGAAGCUCCCCGAGCUGCACAACACGGUGUUCCGCAAACACCCCUGGACGUACCGCGGGCGCAUGGUGUGGCGGUCCAUGUGUAACGCUGUGAAUGCGCAGAUGGGCUACGAAUUGGUAGACCAGGAGCUCUGCGGAUGCACGACGGCAGAGAUGUUCGACUUCGCCGCUGAGAGAAUCGCCGCCGCGUACCACAAGACGCACACCAGUGCGGACGGGGGAUGAGUGGGUCGCGGGCGGUGGAGGGUGGUAGGCUUUGUGGAUAGGACUGAUACAUAUGCGGGGGCUGCGGGGGUAGGCACACCACGGUAUUUAUUAAACUAACGACAACAGGCGUGUGCAAGCCUCCGUGU
Messenger RNA from Chondrus crispus (carragheen), 2651 nucleotides. RefSeq names its product TIR domain-containing protein GTPase. The transcript has 2 exons. Bases 1 to 2523 code for a protein of 840 amino acids. The record is from RefSeq and is a predicted model, not a curated record. Lineage: Eukaryota; Rhodophyta; Florideophyceae; Gigartinales; Gigartinaceae. Gene Ontology annotation, biological process: signal transduction.